CCAAUUGUUGUUGAAAUGCUGAGGAAGUUGCGGAGGAGGAAACUUUUUUCUUAUCCCACUAAAUACUACGUCUUCCUUCUUGUUUUUUCCCUGGUCACCUUCUCUGUUUUAAGAAUUCAUCAAAAGCCUGAAUUUGUAAAUGUUGGACAUUUGGAGCUGCUUGAAGAGAAUCCUAGUAGUAAUAUUAAUUGUACCAAAGUUCUACAGGGUGAUGUAGAUGAAAUCCAGAAGGUAAAGCUUGAGAUUCUAACAGUGAAAUUUAGAAAUCGCCCUCGAUGGACAAACUAUGACUACAUAAACAUGACCAGUGAUUGUGCUUCUUUCAUCAAGAAGCGCAGAUAUAUUGUAGAACCCCUUAGUAAGGAAGAGGCAGAGUUUCCAAUAGCAUAUUCUGUAGUGGUUCAUCACAAAAUUGAAAUGCUUGACAGGCUCCUGAGGGCCAUUUAUAUGCCUCAGAAUUUCUAUUGCAUUCACGUGGAUACAAAAUCAGAGGAAUCCUUUUUGGCCGCGGUGAUUGGCAUUGCAUCCUGUUUCAGUAAUGUCUUUGUGGCCAGUCAGCUGGAGAGCGUUGUGUAUGCAUCUUGGAGCCGGGUCCAGGCUGACCUCAACUGCAUGCAGGACCUCUACCGAAUGAACGCAGACUGGAAGUACUUGAUAAAUCUCUGCGGUAUGGAUUUUCCUAUUAAAACCAACCUGGAAAUUGUCAGGAAGCUCAAGUCGUUAAUGGGCGAGAAUAACCUAGAAACGGAGAGAAUGCCAUCCAAUAAAAAAGAAAGGUGGAAAAAGCAUUAUGCAGUCGUGAAUGGAAAGUUGACAAACAUGGGGACCGACAAAAUACAUCCUCCUCUUGAAACACCUCUGUUUUCAGGCAGUGCCUAUUUUGUGGUCAGUAGGAGGUAUGUGGAGUAUGUGCUCGAGAAUGAAAAAAUACAAAAGUUUAUGGAGUGGGCAAAAGACACAUACAGCCCGGACGAGUAUCUCUGGGCCACUAUUCAGAGGAUCCCCGAAGUCCCAGGGUCACUGUCCUUAAGCCAUAAGUACGAUAUGUCCGACAUGCAAGCAAUUGCCAGGUUUGUCAAGUGGCAGUACUUUGAAGGUGACAUUUCCAAGGGCGCCCCCUACCCGCCGUGCAGCGGCGUCCACGUGCGCUCCGUGUGCGUUUUCGGAGCGGGUGACUUGAACUGGAUGUUGCGCGUGCACCACUUGUUCGCCAACAAGUUCGACACGGACAUCGACCUCUUUGCCAUCCAGUGUUUGGAUGAGCAUCUGAGGCAUAAGGCCCUGGAGACAUUAAAACACUGACCCUUGGAGGCAGUUUUAGAAA
Lagenorhynchus albirostris (white-beaked dolphin) is the source of this 1324-nucleotide messenger RNA. It is a transcript of the gene GCNT1, whose product is annotated as glucosaminyl (N-acetyl) transferase 1. Gene Ontology annotation, cellular component: membrane. The coding region runs from base 16 to 1302 and encodes 428 amino acids. The record is from RefSeq and is a predicted model, not a curated record. The transcript has a single exon. Gene Ontology annotation, molecular function: beta-1,3-galactosyl-O-glycosyl-glycoprotein beta-1,6-N-acetylglucosaminyltransferase activity. Lineage: Eukaryota; Metazoa; Chordata; Mammalia; Artiodactyla; Delphinidae.